AGUCCUGGCUAAAGCAGUCUCAGGAUAGGACAGCAGCACGGACAGAGGGACACUGACAAGGAGGUCCCCGCCUGUCAAAAUGCCCAUCCUGAAGAGUCUAGGGCUGGCAGACUCUAAGAUGUCCCGGGCGGGGACACUGCCCCUGAGGUCCUCUCGGAACCCCUUUGAGGAAGCUUCAGGGCUGGAAGAAGAGGAGGCUGGGGAACUGGAGGCCCUGCCCAACGGAACAUCAUGUCGCCGCCGUGCCACCCUGGAGAAGCUGGCAGGCCUGGCCCCCUUCCGGCUGGGCAGAACCCCUGGCCGGCGGGCGGGCAGCCCUGGGGACGGGCAGCCUCGCUCUUUCCUGGGCCGUGUGCUGACACCGGGGAUCCGUAGGAGCUCAGCAGACUUUGGCCUCCUGGCCAGGCUUCAGGGGACCCGAGCCCAGGGCGACGAGGAGGCGGCUGGGGAGGCUGCCCGGAGACUGGCCUUCCUGAGACUGGGGCGUGGGCCCAAGCCCCGGCGGGCGUCACUGGCUGAGAGGGUGGUGCCCGCAGGCGAGGCGGCUCCCGAGCCCCCGCCCAAGGUCCCGGAGCCCCCAAAGAUAAAGGAGCCGCUGUCAGUGCUGGAGAUCCUGAGCUUGAUUCAGCAGCGCGAGCUCGCACGGGCCGACGAGCACAUCUUGGAGCUGGAGGCCGAAGAGCUGGCGUCGUCGGGGGGCGGCGCGCCCGGGCCGCCCAAGGCUGAGGGCGCGGGCCGCCGGGCCCGGGACGUGGCUCUGCUGUACGAGGCCCUGCAGCGCGAGCUGUGGGCGCUGGUGCGCGAGACGCUGGCGGGCCCCGGGCCGGGCGCAGGCGCCGGGCCGGGCGCCGUGGCGCAGCUGGGUCAGGUGCUGGUGCAGGAGGAGGCGGCGGACGGGCGCCGGGGACCCGAGGCGGCCCGCAAGCUGCGCGCCCGCUGGGCGGAGGCGGUGGCGCGUGCGGCCCGGGAGCGCCUGGAGGCUGCGGCGCCAGGGGCGCCCGGGGGCCUGGCCGGGCAGCUGGAGGCGCUGCGGGGGCGGCUGCUGGAGGAUAUGGGCGUGGUGCGGGGCCGCCUGGCGCCCUCCUACCCCGCCGGCCUGGGCGCCUUUGGCGUCUACCUGCGCGGCUACCACGGCGCGCUGGCCGAGUGGAUCGGGGCCGCCGCCCGCCGGAGGCUGCCGCUGGCCGACCGCUACGCGCUGCUGCACUGGCAUAACCAGGUGUACCCCAGAGAGGUCCUAGGUCUGGUGGACAUGGUCGCCCUGGAAAAUGGGGAGCUGGAGCCCCUUCUGUCCCCUGGCACCGUUCGUGGCUUGGAGGAUGAAUGUGUCACGGACGUUAAGGCUCAGACACGGGCAGCGCUGCUUCGAGUGCUGCAGGAGGACGCGGGGCACUGGGCAGGUGCGGAGGACCGGUCCAGCAGCCUGGCACAGGAUGUGUGUGAGCUGCUGGAAGAGCACACAGAGCGAGCGCCCCGCAUCAGCCAGGAGUUUGGGGAGCGGAUGGCCCACUGCUGCUUGGGGGGGCUGGCAGAAUUCCUGCAGAGCUUCCAGCAGCGCGUGGAACGAUUCCAUGAGAACCCAGGAGUCCGGGAGCUGCUACCCGACACCUAUAUCAGCAGGACCAUCUCCCUGGUCAAUUGUGGGCCCCCCCUGAGGGCUCUGGCGGAGCGCCUGGCCCGGGUGGGACCCCCUGAGAGUGAGCCGGCCCGGGAAGCUGCAGCCAGCGCUCUGGACCGAGUGACCCGACUCUGCCACCGCAUCCUGACCGACCUGCUGUUCCAGGAGCUGCAGCCGCACUUCAGCAAGCUGAUGCGCAGGAAGUGGCUGAGCAGCUCGGAGGCCCUGGAUGGCAUCGUGGGCACGCUGGGCGCUAAGGCCCUGGCACUGCGCAGGAUGCAAGAUGAGCCUUACCAGGAGCUGGUGGCCGAGCUGCACCGGCGGGCGCUGGUCGAGUACGUGCGGCCCCUGUUCCGCGGUCGCCUGCGCUGCGGCUCCGCGCGGACCCGCAGCCGCGUGGCCGGCAGGCUCCGGGAGGACGCGGCGCAGCUGCAGAGGCUGUUCCGACGGCUGGAAUCCCAGGCCUCGUGGCUGGACGCCGUGGUGCCCCGUUUGGCCGAAGUUCUGCAUCUGGAAGACACGCCCAGCAUCCAGAUGGAGGUGGGGAUGCUGGUGCGGGACUACCCAGACAUCAGGCGGAAGCACGUGGCAGCCCUCCUGGACAUCCGUGGCCUGCACCACACAGUCGCCCGCCACGAGAUCCUGGCGGUGGCCCGGGACUUGGAACUCUCUGAGGGGGGAACCUUGUCGCCCCCCCGGGACCGUGCCUUCUUUGCAGACAUCCCCGUGCCCCGGCCGCCUUUCUGCCUCAGCCUCCCUCUCUUCCUGGGCCGCCUCUCCCUCUCCCGGCUGGCCUGCCUGCCCUGGCCUCAGCCUCCAUCUCCAUCACGGCCCCGGGCCCAACACUGAGACUCUCCCGGCUCCACCUCAGUGCCCCCCCAUCUCUGCUGCUGACAGACCGUCCCCCUGACUCCCUGUCUGGGGCCACAGACCCCUGGGCUGGAAAGAUCACUAGAGGUCUCCUCACCUACCCGCAAACUCCCUGUACAGAAGAGAAAGUGGCCCGAAGGAGCAAGGACUUUCCCGAGGCCAUGAAGCCCGUUCCCAGCACCACCUCCCCAGCCCCGUGAGUGGUGGGUGGUGUUUUGGAAGGCUCUACAGAAAUAUCC
This is a messenger RNA of Aethalodelphis obliquidens (Pacific white-sided dolphin), 2727 nucleotides long. It is a transcript of the gene EXOC3L2, whose product is annotated as exocyst complex component 3 like 2. Gene Ontology annotation, molecular function: SNARE binding. Gene Ontology annotation, cellular component: exocyst. Bases 80 to 2467 code for a protein of 795 amino acids. Gene Ontology annotation, biological process: exocytosis; exocyst localization. The record is from RefSeq and is a predicted model, not a curated record. The transcript is spliced from 12 exons. NCBI's taxonomy places the organism in Eukaryota, Metazoa, Chordata, Mammalia, Artiodactyla, Delphinidae.